AUGACAUACUUCAAGACAAGUGGAAACUUGUCAAAGCGUGAUGGACCUGGGGUAUCAGAUUCCGAGCUUGAUACACUCAUUGAUCGGUGGAAUAGCAUAUGUGCCACAAAAUUCUGUUCUGAGAACAAAAACCUUUUGGAGGCAGCUGGAUGGAGAAAAGGUGCCGAGCAGAGUCCAACCAAUUCUCCAGCUGGUACACCUCACAACUCUCGGGCCAGCCACGAGAGCGCUCCCCAGAACGAGCCAGUAACAGAGGAACUGGACUUUGAAGGUGCUGUAUGGCCCACUGUCAAGAAUGAACUCAUGGAACUCGCAGAGUCGAGGAUCAUACGCUGGGUCGAAGAUAAGUUACGAGAACGGGUGCAGGCCCUGGACUCCCUAACUAGGCCACCCCUUUUGAAGGCCAACAGCUCUCCGGAGUCGUAUCAGAUUUAUGUGAGAUACCUCAUGAAUCGCACAAAAGCUGCAGGAAAGAACUCCACGACGAUCAGAGACACUGAGGCUGUUAUGUCCAUGGCAUUGGAUCUUUUACCAGGUCUAGAGGAGCGACUGCGGGAUCAGCUCGAACAUGUGGUCGCCAAGCAAGAAGAUCGUCCUGGGGAUGGUAUUAAACAUGACCAGUCUAAUGGCACUGAUCAUGACGAGGCAAGCCAUGUGUCUGAGAGUGCCCACGAGCAUCUUGAAGAGGCUGAUCACGACAUUGAUCACAAAAUGCAAAAAGCCCAGGAAGAGGAUGAUAUGGAAGAAGAAGUCAAGACGAGACUCGAAGAUGGUUCUGAAGAGGAUGAAGUCGAAGAAGACUCUGAUGAUUUCGAGGAAUUUUACGCAGAAGAAAACGAGGAUGACACAUACGAGGAUCCCGAUGACCCCAAUCGGCAGUAUAGAGGUUCGAUCCUCGAGUCCAUCGAACCUCGAACUCCGAUCGUCACUCCACGGUCAAUGGCCCAACUCCGUUACUACGAGCAGAAGUACCAGGACAUGCUUAGAGCUGCCAAAGGCCAGGAAAAGACAGCUGCCGCCGUACUUCGUUCUGUGGACGAAGAAGAGCGACAAGAGAUCUCCCGGAAACGAAAGGCUUCAGAAUCUGUGGAGCCUGCUCUUGCUAUCCGAAGUAAGUCGAUGGAGCAGCGACUCGCUAUGCUAGGCACUCCGACACCAGCGGGCAGAAAGAGACAGCGACUUCAUCAAAGCCAACAUAGUCCAGCUUCUACAGCUUGCUCGUCUGAGCUGCUUCCGUCUCUUGAGGAUAUUUUUAGCUCAAGCAUUGGUCGAGCGUCGUCGGCAACGACGCAACCAUUUCCCAACUCCUCGAGCCCUGCAGUUCGAGCAGGCAAGAAGAAGAGCGAAAGAAGGGACCGAAGUAGGGCCCAGAGCAAGGCUUCCACUGAACUCGGGGAUACUCCUAGGGGUCCUACUGCUACCAAGUCUGAAGAGGUGACAGGGGUGUCACCUGGCCUCUUCGUAACCCCUGAUGUGGCGCGAGAAGCUAAUACACCUUUUAUAUUUAAGAAAAGUGUCUCGCGUCGCCCUAUUCCAGAGGAAAGAUUUCGGGAGGAAACUGCCGAAUUUCAGGCCAUGACGCCCAGUGCUCGCGAAGCUAUGCUUUACACAGCCCUCCGGGAGAUGCGCCGACGACAAGGUUAG
Molecule: messenger RNA, 1644 nt
Organism: Fusarium musae
Lineage: Eukaryota; Fungi; Ascomycota; Sordariomycetes; Hypocreales; Nectriaceae
Exons: 2
Coding region: 1-1644 (547 amino acids)
Source: RefSeq, a predicted model, not a curated record